Molecule: messenger RNA, 1221 nt
Organism: Homalodisca vitripennis (glassy-winged sharpshooter)
Lineage: Eukaryota; Metazoa; Arthropoda; Insecta; Hemiptera; Cicadellidae
Product: putative nuclease HARBI1
Exons: 1
Coding region: 96-1127 (343 amino acids)
Source: RefSeq, a predicted model, not a curated record
ACCUAGCACUUGCUUACAAUACCGAGUGAAUAAAACACAACUUCUCAAUUUAAAAGCUAGCAACUGCUAGGCUUUUGUUAAGUCAGCACCGAGGCAUGCUAGCUUUUUACUUAGUUGUUUGUUGGACAUCAGCCAUGGCGGAGUUUAUGCAAGUUCGACAGCAUAAACAUUAUGGUGCUCGACGAGAGAUAAAUAAGUGUAAGGAACUGUUAAGGUUUGAGUCCGAAAGUAUUGAUUUUUUAGCCGCGGAGUUUUUGAAUGAAACUGACACUCGUGGCGGUGGACUUUCUCCAAGGAAACAAAUGGAGGUUUUCUUACGUUUCGUAGCCGAUCCUGGUUUUCAGUCUGGCAUAGCCGAGGACGUUGGCGUUCACAGAACUACAGCAUGCAAAACUGUAAGCUAUGUUAUGGAUAAGAUUAUUGAUAGAGCUAAUUUUUGGAUACAUUUUCCAGCAACAGUCGAAGAAAUUAAUGAAGCAAAAAUUCAAUGGCAGAGAAAUUUCCGUUUACCAACUGUGAUCGGGGCGCUAGAUUGCACUCACGUACAAAUUAAAAAGCCUAAUCUGCAUGGGGACGAAUAUGUAAAUAGAAAAGGGUGUAUUACAAUAAAUGUACAGGGUACAUGUGACGCUCUUGAAAGAUUUACUAGCAUAAGUGCAGAGUGGCCAGGGAGUGUGCAUGACGCACGAAUUUGGCGCAGAAGUCCAGUUAGGGAGAUCAUGUCACGUUUUGAUGGUAGAGUAUGUCUUCUUGGCGAUUCCGGGUACGGAAUAUCACCAUGGUUAAUAACCCCUUUCAAACCACCAACAAAUGAAGCAGAAAGGCGGUUUAAUUUGUGUCAUUCUAGGGAAAGAGUUGUGAUCGAAAGGUGUUUUGGACAGAUAAAAAGAAGAUUUCCGAUACUGGGUAACUGUGUUCGUGUGGCUUCGGAAAAAGUGCCUAAAGUAGUCGUCUGUUGUGCAGUCCUACAUAAUAUUGCCAAAUAUCUUGGUGAUGUUUAUGAUGACAAUUUUGAGAUCAAUGGUGACGAUGAAAUUGAAGAAAUAGACGUACAACAUGAGAAUCCAGGAACUACUGGUCGAGGUGCUGACAAGCGAAGAGAAAUGAUGUUGUUUGUAAAUCAAUAAAGUGAGUAUUUACUCGAAUUACCCAUGUCUUGUGACCGUUUUACAAAAUACACAAAUGGGAAAAAGUUGGGCCAGUUAGCUGGUACUGUUUAAU